Paramuricea clavata is the source of this 300-nucleotide messenger RNA. NCBI's taxonomy places the organism in Eukaryota, Metazoa, Cnidaria, Anthozoa, Malacalcyonacea, Plexauridae. The record is from the annotation of a GenBank genome assembly.
AUGUCAAACAUUCCGCAAGCCUCGAAAAGGCGAUGGAGAGCAAAAUUCCUUGCCUUGCAAAAGGCAACAGGUAAAAAUCUCCAAUCUUGGCCUGACAAGAAGUCUCAGCUACGACAGUCUAGUAAACCUAUAGCAAGUAGUGACCAAAAGAAAGCUGAGAUCUCAGCACAACACACUCAAGUCAAGCAAGAGACUAAACUUGCAGCAAAGCGUGCAUUAGACUGGGAACCUAUCUUUCCUAUCGAGGAAGAAUUGCCAAAGUACAGAAGAGUGGUGGUGAAAGGAGGAGAAGCAGCAAAU